CAGACGCCUUGCGGGAGCGAGCGCGUCCGGGAGCCCACGGCCGGACGAUCCCGGGUUAAGACCCGUGGACUCGGCUGAGGGUAUAUUUUUAUGUAGUAUACCUGUGGAGAAGAAACAAUGGAUUCCUUGGAUCACAUGCUGACAGACCCCCUAGAACUUGGUCCUUGUGGAGAUGGUCACAGUACAGGGAUCAUGGAGGACUGCCUUCUGGGUGGUACCAGGGUUAGUCUGCCUGAAGACCUUCUGGAGGAUCCUGAGAUAUUCUUUGAUGUCGUCAGCCUCUCCACGUGGCAGGAAGUACUAAGUGACUCUCAGCGCGAACAUCUCCAGCAGUUUCUGCCUCAGUUUCCUACAGACUGUGUAGAGCAGCAGAGUGAGCUCAUCCUUGCCCUGUUCAGCGGGGAGAACUUCCGCUUCGGAAACCCUCUGCACAUUGCCCAGAAGCUCUUCCGAGAUGGACACUUUAACCCUGAGGUGGUCAAGUAUCGUCAGCUCUGCUUCAAGUCCCAGUACAAGCGGUAUCUCAACUCCCAACAGCAGUAUUUCCACCGGCUGCUAAAACAGAUUCUUGCUUCCAGGAGUGAUCUCUUGGAGAUGGCUCGUAGGAGUGGCCCGGCUCUUCCCUUUCGACACAAGCACCGUUCACCAUCCCGAAGCCCUGAGGAACGGGAAUGGCGGACCCAGCAGCGUUACUUGAAAGUCUUGAGGGAAGUGAAGGAGGAGUGUGGGGACACUGCCCUGUCCUCUGAUGAGGAGGGAGAGUAGUAGUGACUGUUGGCCUGCUGCAAUGCGACCCCAUCACUCUGUUGAAGUCUCUCUCCUGGAAGAGCCGUUUAAAUGUGUGCUCCAGCUCAUCUGGGGAAGGGUCAGAAAGGAAUGUGGAACCCUGGCCUCCAUGUUGUUGGCUUAGCCCUGUUGAACCCAAAUGGCCACUUACCCAAUCUCCCCUAUUGGAGUCCACAGCCACGUUGGAUUUACAAGAAAAAUUUUCUUUUGAAGAUCUCAGCUCAUGGCUUCCAAGCUCUCCAGCACGUUCUCCUAGUCCUGCGGUGCCCCUGAGGGUGGUGCCCACGCUUUCCACCACGGAUAUGAAAACUGCAGAUAAAAUAGAACUGGGGGACAGUGACCUGAAGUUAAUGUUAAAGAAGCACCAUGAGAAGCGGAAACAUCAACCAGAUCACCCAGACCUUUUGACAGGGGACCUGACCCUCAGUGACAUCAUGACUCGAGUAAAUGCCGGCAGGAAGGGCUCUUUAGCAGCCUUGUAUGAUUUGGCUGUUCUUAAAAAGAAGGUGAAGGAAAAGGAGGAGAAGAAAAAGAAGAAAAUAAAGUUGAUUAAGUUGGAGACAGAGGAUCUGGCUGAGCCCCUAAGCAAUACUGAAGGGGUCCCAACUCUCUCACAGGCCCCCUCUCCCCUGGCAAUAUCAUCUAUCAAGGAAGAACCCCUGGAAGACAUCAAGCCUUGCCUUGGAAUCAAUGAAAUAUCUUCCAGUUUUUUCUCUCUUCUGUUAGAGAUCUUGCUGCUGGAGAGUCAGGCUAGCCUUCCUAUGCUGGAGGAUCGAGUUUUGGACUGGCAGUCUUCUCCAGCCAGCUCCCUCAACAGCUGGUUCUCUGCUGCCCCCAACUGGGCUGAGUUGGUGUUGCCUGCUCUGCAGUAUCUUGCUGGAGAAAGCCGAGCAGUUCCUUCCAGUUUCUCUCCAUUUGUUGAAUUCAAAGAGAAAACCCAGCAGUGGAAAUUGCUUAGUCAAUCUCAAGAUAAUGAAAAAGAAUUAGCUGCUCUCUUCCACCUGUGGUUAGAAACCAAAGACCAGGCCUUCUGUAAGGAAAAUGAAGACAGCUCUGAUGCCAUGACACCUGUCCCUCGAGUAAGAACUGACUAUGUGGUUCGGCCUAGCACAGGAGAAGAGAAACGGGUGUUUCAAGAGCAGGAGCGUUACAGGUAUAGCCAACCCCACAAGGCAUUCACCUUUCGCAUGCAUGGCUUUGAGUCUGUGGUGGGGCCAGUGAAGGGCGUGUUUGACAAGGAGACCUCCCUCAACAAGGCUCGUGAGCAUUCACUGCUGCGCUCUGACCGGCCUGCGUAUGUCACCAUUCUGUCUCUUGUUCGGGAUGCUGCAGCUCGGCUGCCUAAUGGAGAAGGCACUCGGGCAGAGAUCUGUGAACUGCUCAAGGACUCUCAGUUUCUUGCUCCAGAUGUCACCAGCACUCAGGUGAACACAGUAGUGAGUGGUGCACUAGAUCGAUUGCAUUAUGAGAAAGACCCUUGUGUGAAAUAUGACAUUGGUCGGAAGCUGUGGAUCUAUCUGCAUCGUGACCGGAGUGAGGAAGAGUUUGAACGAAUUCAUCAAGCUCAAGCAGCAGCAGCUAAAGCCAGAAAAGCUCUUCAGCAAAAACCCAAGCCACCAUCCAAGGUGAAAUCCAGUAAUAAGGAGGGCUCUGUGAAGGGCCUUAGUGGUCCUUCUGAGCAAAGCCAGCUGAGCCUUAGUGACUCCAGCAUGCCAGCUACCCCAGUUACACCCGUAACCCCCACCACGCCAGCAUUGCCCACCCCCAUCUCUCCUCCACCUGUGUCAGCGGUGAACAGAAGUGUCUCUACCACUGUCUCUGAGCCAGCCAAGUCUAGUUCAGGUGUUCUUCUGGUGUCCUCACCAACAAUGCCACAGCUAGGAACCAUGCUUUCCCCAACUUCCAUCCAGACUCCACCCAGUUCUCAGGCUACUGCUCGGGUUGUCAGUCAUUCCAGCUCAGCAGGACUACCCCAGGUUCGGGUGGUAGCCCAGCCCAGCCUUCCUGCUGUUUCCCAGCAGUCAGUAGGGCCAGCACAGCCGCUACCCCAGAUGCCAGCAGGACCACAGAUUCGUGUGCCAGUCACUGCUACCCAAACCAAAGUAGUACCCCAGGCAGUUAUGGCAACAGUUCCAGUCAAGGGACAGACUCCAGCGGCCUCUGUGCAACGGCCUGGACCUGGGCAGACAGGGCUUACAGUGACGAAUCUUCCUGCUGCAGUCAGCCCCGUGAGCAAGACAGCCAUGAGUUCUCCUGGGAACUCUGCUCCAAGUGCCUCCACAACAGCCGUCAUUCAGAAUGUCACAGGACAGAACAUCAUCAAGCAGGUGUCGAUCACUGGGCAGCUUGGUGUGAAGCCCCAGACAGGCAACAGCAUUCCACUCACAGCCACAAACUUCCGUAUCCAGGGUAAGGAUGUACUGCGCCUGCCACCUUCUUCCAUCACCACAGAUGCCAAGGGCCAGACGGUUUUGAGAAUCACUCCAGACAUGAUGGCCACGUUGGCCAAGUCUCAGGUUACCACAGUCAAACUGACUCAGGACCUCUUUGGGGCAGGGAGUGGCACUGCAGGCAAAGGCAUCUCUGCUACCUUGCAUGUCACUUCCAACCCCGUCCACGCCGCUGACAGCCCUGCCAAGGCCCCUUCGGCCAACGUUCCUUCAUCAGCUCCAGCAGGUACGACCGUGGUCAAAGUAACUCCUGAUCUCAAGCCAACAGAAACUUCGAAUUCAGCUUUUCGCUUGAUGCCAGCUCUUGGUGUGAGCGUGGCAGAUCAGAAGGGAAAGAACACAGUGGCCUCUUCAGAAGCAAAACCCGCUGCCACCAUCCGCAUUGUGCAGGGCCUGGGUGUGAUGCCUCCUAAAGCAGGCCAGACCAUUACUGUUGCAGCACAUGCAAAGCAAGGAGCCUCUGUUGCUGGUGGGUCUGGAAGUGUCCACUCUUCAACAGUGUCCUUACCCAGUAUAAAUGCCACUGUGUCAAAGACUGUGGCUGUGGCUUCUGGGGCAACAAACACCCCCAUCAGCAUCGGGACUGGAGCCCCCACCGUGCGACAGGUUCCUGUUAACACUACAGUUGUGUCUACAUCCCAGUCUGGGAAGCUGCCUACGAGGAUCACAGUUCCUCUCUCUGUGAUUAGCCAGCCAAUGAAGGGCAAGAGCGUGGUCACAGCCCCCAUCAUCAAAGGCAACCUUGGAGCCAAUCUCAGUGGGCUGGGUCGCAACAUCAUCCUCACAACCAUGCCAGCAGGUACUAAGCUCAUCGCUGGCAAUAAGCCAGUGAGUUUCCUUACUGCCCAGCAGUUGCAGCAGCUUCAGCAACAAGGUCAGGCUACACAGGUGCGCAUCCAGACCGUCCCAGCAUCCCAUCUGCAACAGGGUACAGCUUCUGGCUCCUCCAAAGCAGUGUCCACUGUUGUUGUGACCACAGCUCCAUCUCCUAAACAAGCACCCGAGCAACAGUGACUGAGAGGAAAGGCAGCUUCUCUUAGAGACCAGUCCUGGUGUAGCUUGGCUGACAGAGAGGGAGCAAGGAGGCUGCAUCAUUCUUCUGAACUGUCCUGCUUGAGGCAGGGUAGUGAAGAGUGAUGGCAACUGUGGCCUGGAUUCUGCUGCCACACUCCAGAGUGAAGCCCUGACAGGGUCCCUUCAGGGCUCCAGGGAUAAUCUGUCUAGUCCAGGAAGAGAGAAUAUCAGAGUCUUGGGAGGUCACAGUCACACAAGCCAGUGUUACCACCUGAGGGUUGGAUGCCCAGGGAGCAGGCCUGCUUAGUUGGUAAGUGGGCCGGCAGGGACUAAGCCUCAUUCUGUGUGAGGAUUUUACUUUUUAGUUUCUGAUCCUCUUGGUGACUUGUUGAGAUGUGAGUUUUGUGUCCAGAAAAUUUUUGUGUAACUUAUUUUUUUAAAGAACCUACUAUAAGUCUUUUAUCAAAUAGAAACCUGGGCUUUAGUGCCCCUAAACUUAUCACUUACCCCUUCAACCAGAAUGAGAGCAUAGCAAGACUCUUAAUAGGUUGGCUUACUUGAUAAUGGAGAAGUUAUAUAAUAAGAAAAUGGAGGUCAUGAGGUAACAUGGACACCUCAAGUGAGACUAGUUCAGCACCGUGUACUAUAUGGGUGUCUGAAUCUUGGUUGUCCCUGUGCCUUCUCUUGUGGGCAUUGUCCUCGACAAGCCUGUUCCCAUGGAAGUUCAGAGCUGUUGGACAGGGGAGUAGGGGAAGCCGGUGAGAUGCUGCUCUCAGUGCACUUGCUUACAGUGCAGACAUUGCACAUUCUCCUUGCUGUAGAACAGCCAUUGCUGUUCCCUUAGAGGAACCAGACCCUUAGAGCUGCCCACCUGAUUGGAACAUAGAGGAAAUCGUGGAGGUGGGGGCAGAGGUAGGCACUGCCUGGCAGUGCCAGCUUGAGGAGAAAUGAGUGCGUUUGAUGUUUUUAUUCCUGGCCAUUUCACUCUUCUCAGCCACCAUCAGGGUACUUUACAAAGCCCAAGUACUUUAUGCACUGGUUGUAUCUUACAUGUCUUGCUGUGGUGCAGGGGUGGGUGGGAAAACCUUUCUGCAAGGAUAGGGCUUCCCUGUCUCUUUGUGAAAGUAUCCAAAUUAUUAAAAAUGUAUCUUUAAUUUCUGGGCCUUUAAUCAUUGUCUUUUAUGGAGAAACAAUUAGAGACAUGUAGACCGGAAGUGCUGGUUUAUGUGGGAGGUGUGCUGAAAUUGGUUCAUGUGGCAAGCUGCUGAGAAACAGAAAAGAAUUAAAGUUGUUUUGGUUACAGA
Grammomys surdaster is the source of this 5554-nucleotide messenger RNA. It is a transcript of the gene Nfrkb, whose product is annotated as nuclear factor related to kappaB binding protein. Bases 1089 to 4250 code for a protein of 1053 amino acids. The record is from RefSeq and is a predicted model, not a curated record. Lineage: Eukaryota; Metazoa; Chordata; Mammalia; Rodentia; Muridae. Gene Ontology annotation, molecular function: protease binding. The transcript has 26 exons. Gene Ontology annotation, cellular component: Ino80 complex.